This is a messenger RNA of Rhea pennata, 2535 nucleotides long. RefSeq names its product phospholipase D family member 3 (gene PLD3). Bases 438 to 1964 code for a protein of 508 amino acids. Gene Ontology annotation, molecular function: catalytic activity. The transcript is spliced from 12 exons. The record is from RefSeq and is a predicted model, not a curated record. NCBI's taxonomy places the organism in Eukaryota, Metazoa, Chordata, Aves, Rheiformes, Rheidae.
CCUCUGGGAGGAGAAGCGGCUGCGGAGCCUCCUCCCCGGUUCCCGGGGCGCCGGAGCCGGCAGCCUCCCGGCGGGAGCGACGCCGCAGCGGCGUGUGACGCCGUAUCGCUGCCCGGGCCGGGCCUGGCCGCCCCGAGCCCGAGCGCGGGGGGAGCGGGAGGCCGGUCCGGGUGUUUUCCCAGCAAGCUGCAAUCACUAUUGCAGAAAAACUUCCCCUCCCGGCGCUGCCGGAGCUGUGAAACUCGGCAGGGGCACGUGAGCGAGGCGGUUCCCUGAGUCAGGCCCUUGUGCAACGCGUCGCGCGCACGGCGCCAGCCAGGCUGCAGCUCCCGGAGCCAUGGACGGACGGACGGACGGGCUGAGCUCCUCGUGAGAGAGCUGAACGCGGGCUCGCGCUCCCCGGCGAACGAGAAGCCGUGCAAGAUCCGCCCAGGCCGAUGCCGCGGGACCGGCGUGCUGCGCUGGCGCCCGGGGCUCGCCUCCCAUCUCCGCCAGCGAUGAAGCCGUACGUGGCCUACGAGCAGCUGGAACCGCUGGAGAAGCUGGAGGAGCCGCCGGCGUUGGCACGGAAGUAUUCCCGCUGCGUGUUGCUGGUUGGCAUCCUCGUCACCAUCCUCUCCUGCCUGCUCUUCAUCCACCUCUUCAGUGUGUGGUUGGGCUCGGCUCCUCCGGGAGGCAGAGGCAGUGUCCGCACCGUAGGCAGCUCCUGCAGAGACCCGUGCUGGAUCGUGCUCGUCGAGAGCAUCCCCGAGGGGAUGACAUACAGCGGUGACGGGCCCGUGAACCCAUCCACGUUUGACACGUGGAUGAGCCUCAUCGGGAGCGCCAAGCAGAGCCUGGAUAUCGCAGCCUUCUACUGGACCAUGACCAACGAGGACACGCACACGCAGGAGCCCUCCGCCGCCCAGGGUGAGCAAAUCCUGGAAGAACUGCUGGAGUUACCCAAGAGUGGCGUUUCUGUACGAGUUGCAGUCAACACCCCUUCCUCCAAGUCGCCCCUGCACGAUCUGCAGGCGCUGGAGCAGAGCGGGGCUGCGGUGCGGGCGGUCGACAUGCACCGGCUCACCAGCGGCGUGCUGCACACCAAGCUCUGGAUCGUCGACAGCACCCACCUCUACAUCGGCAGCGCCAACAUGGACUGGCGGUCCCUGACCCAGGUGAAGGAGCUGGGUGUGGCCGUCUACAACUGCAGCUGCCUGGCCCAGGACCUGAGCAAGGUGUUCGAAGCCUACUGGGCGCUGGGUAUUCCCAACGCCUCCAUCCCGGUGCCGUGGCCGGACAACUACUCCACCACCUUCAACAUGGAGACGCCGCUGGAACUGAGGCUCAACGAGACAGGAGCCAGCGUCUACUUCUCGAGCGCCCCGCCGGCCCUCUGCGCCCCGGGGCGGACCGAGGACCUCCAUGCCCUCCUCAGCGUCAUCGACGCCGCCAAGGAGUUCGUGCACAUCGCGGUGAUGAGCUACCAGCCCACCAUGGAGUUCUCGCACCCCCAGAGGUUUUGGCCGGUGAUCGAUAACCACCUCCGCAAAGCGGUCUACGAGCGCAAAGUGCAGGUCCGGCUGCUGGUGGGCUGCUGGCGGCACAGCAAGGCGGCGAUGUUCCCCUUCCUGAAGUCCCUGGCCGCCCUCGCCGACAACAAGACGCACUACAGCAUGGAGGUGAGACUCUUCGUGGUGCCGGCAAGCGCAGCCCAGGCCAAGAUCCCCUACGCCCGGGUGAACCACAACAAGUACAUGGUCACGGAGAAGGUGGCCUACAUCGGGACAUCCAACUGGUCGGGGGACUACUUUGUCCGGACGGCGGGAUCGGCCCUCGUUGUGAACGAGAGCGAGGACCGCGCCAGCGGGACGGACACCGUGCGGGGGCAGCUGCAGGCGGUGUUCGAGCGGGACUGGAGCUCCCAGUACAGCACAGACAUCGACAACGUGGAGCAGUGGCAGCGCAUGUGCAGCUUCCACUAGGCGCCGGUGCCCCGGCGUGGCCACGGAGAACCGGUAUCGGGCCCGGCCCCCCACGGCUCAGACACCCCCAUCUUGUCCUCGAUCUCCACCAGCGCCGCAGAGGCACUGCGUCCCGGUGGCAUCGAGGACAUGGGGCUCUCUGCAUCCCUUCCCACUGCCGAGAGGGCGUGAGCUGCUUUUCCUCCCUCAGAUGCAUCGUUCCCUCUGUCCUGGGACGGACUUUACCUAUCCGCCCGUGCCACAAGGGGUUUCUGCAGCUGGAUGCCACCCGCCAGCACAGGUCCAUGCGUUAUGUUCGUUCAGCGAGCGCUAGGUCUGCAGGAUCUAGGAGCAGCGCGUGGAUGCACAGACUCGCAAGGACCCGCCGGGGCGACGGUUAAAGCUUCGCAGUGGGGUACCGGGGCGGAGGUGCCGGUCACGGCCCCGCGGGGUCCGGCUGCCCUGUUCUGUGCAGGAAAGCACCACAUGUCGCUCUUCAAAUCCUUUGUGGGUGCAGAACCGUUUUUCUGGACGUUUGCAUAUGUAGCUGUUAGUUCACAAGAUCACAUUAAACGGCGGGUGUUGGAAGCUG